Messenger RNA from Blepharisma stoltei, 1782 nucleotides. The record is from the annotation of a GenBank genome assembly. NCBI's taxonomy places the organism in Eukaryota, Ciliophora, Heterotrichea, Heterotrichida, Blepharismidae.
AUGGAGGUCAAGAAAUGCUUAGAGCAAAAUUGUGAGUUUGAAGCUGAGUAUAUAUGCCAAUGCACAUCUCCUGAAGCUUACUUAUGCAAAAUCCACUUCAUUAAUCAUUGCGAAAUAUCUGGAAGACUCCAUAAAUUUGCCCCUAUUUUUUUGAUUCCUAUAGCAGAGACUAAGGAAGCUAUUCUCAAAUUUCUUGCUGAAAAAAAGUCAGAACAUGAAAAAUUAAAGAAAAAAAUUUUAAAUUCCUUUAGUCAAAAUCUUUGGAACACAGAAAAUAAUUUUGAAGAUCUUUUAAAGAAAUUUGAGUCUGGCUCCACAGAAUUAAAUGAUCUAUUUAAAAAGAUUUCUCAAACUAAUAAAUUAUCAAAGUUAGAGCAAGAUCCAAUUUUAAAAUUAUUAUCGUUAAGCCCUGAUGAAGCUAUAGAAAAGGUUAAAACAUUGGUUUCAGUAAACUCAGAUUCAUAUAGUAGUGAACAUGCUUUGUGUGAGUUAAGCCAAGAAAUUGAUAAAUUAAUAGAAAGAUCUAUUAAAGAAAAACUUGAAGACAUUUUUGAGAGCAGAUUCUCGAAAAUAGAAAAAAUCUUAGAAAAGCAUGAUAAAAAAAUCAAUUCAAAUAAGAAAAUGCCUGAUGAUAAACAUACAGACAUAAGAAGUUCUUAUACAGACCUUCUUAAAGAAGUUAAGAAAAACAAAAAAGAAUUUGAAGAUUGAAAAAAAGCUACCAAACUUAAGAGAAAAAAAGAAAUGGAUGCUUUCAACUCCCAGCUGCUCAGUCUCUCUGAAGAAAUCAAUAAAAGAUUAUCAGGUCUUGACGAAAAGCAACAAAUCUCAGAAAAUUCUUCUCUAAGUUCCAAAAUAAAUGAACUUAAAAUUAAAAGAUCAGAGAUAUUAAGUAAUCCAAUUGACCCAGAAAUCGAAUGGGAUUUCAGAAAAACAUGCUCAUUAUAUGAAAACGAGCUAAGAGAGACUUGCAAUUCUAGUCAAGAGCUCAAUCAAGCUUAUAAAGAUUAUAUCAUUACUUUUCAUAAAAGAACAUCUCUUUAUCUUACAAAAGAAGAAAACAAUAGGACAAAUUUAAUGAUUUUUGACACUAAAAAUGAAGAAGAAGAGGUUAAACCGUUGGAUAGUUCAGAGGUAUUAAAUUGGGAUACUUGCAUAGCUCAGAUUCCCAAUUGUGAGCUCUUCUGCUAUGGAAAAGCUCCAUCUUCCGGAAUUUCAUUGAUAAUUGAUGAAAAUUUCAGAGCUCGAACAUUGCCAGCUGGAAAACCAUGCGCUAUAUCAUCAGCUAUUUAUUACAAUAGAAACGUUUACUGCUUCGGAGGUUUAAAUCCUAAUGGUAACAUCUCAACGCUAUCAAAAAGGUUUGAUUUGGAAGGAAACAGAUGGGUCAAUUUAAAUCCAAUGCCACAAGGCGAUUGCUAUUGCCAUUGCGUAACUUUUAAAGGUAAUAUUUUUAUUUCUGGACACGCAAAUAAAAACAUUCUGAGGUACUCAAUCACUAGCAAUUCUUUUACAAAAAUUCCUUUCAAUUUCGCAGCAGAAAAAAGAAAACUACUGAUCAAAGCAGAAAGAUUUUACCUGAUUGAAUGUGGAGGGAAAGUGUAUGAAAGUGAAAUAGGGGAUGAAAAUUCUUGAAAACAAAUAGGAAAUUCAUUAAUUAGUAAAAAUCCUGCACAAGUUUAUUAUUUAUAUAAUAAAGGAGCUAUAUAUAUAGUAACGAGUUUGAAGAUGGAAAGGUAUUUCAAGUUCAAUUUAGCCCAAAAAGUUAUGGUUAAAAUCUAA